AAACGAAACCACGCCAAUUUUAAAGCUUGAACUUCCUACUCUCCUAGGUGAUCGCGUUAUUUUGUUUGUCAAUAACGAAAGGAUAAAUGUGAAUGUUCUUUUUUUUUUUUUAAAGAAAGUUGUCAAAGAAGGCUGCUAAAACAAAUAUUUGGCAGUCACCUAUCAGUAUUUCUUUGAAAGGGGGAUUUCCGCUGUUUGAAGAGAUUGUCCUUGCAAAAAUCUGGAUUUAACAUUUACUUUCUGUUUUAAGUUCGUUUAAAGAUGCCGUCUCGCGUAGAAGAUUAUGAAGUUUUAUACACAAUUGGAUCUGGAUCUUAUGGAAAAUGUCAGAAAAUAAGACGAAAGACAGAUGGAAAGGUACUUGUGUGGAAGGAGCUGGACUAUGGCACCAUGACUGAAGCCGAAAAGCAGAUGCUGGUGUCCGAGGUGAAUCUCCUCCGUGAGCUCAAGCACCCCAAUAUCGUUCGGUACUACGACCGCAUCAUCGACAGGAGCAACACCACGCUGUAUAUCGUCAUGGAGUACUGUGAGGGGGGGGAUCUGUCCAGUCUCAUCACCAGGUGUAUUAAAGAAAGGCGAUACCUGGAUGAGGAGUUCAUCUUGCGGGUGCUCACCCAGCUGGCUCUGGCGCUGAAAGAGUGCCACAGAAGAAGUGAUGGGGGCCACACGGUGCUACACCGGGACCUCAAGCCAGCCAACAUCUUCCUUGAUGCUAAGCAGAAUGUCAAGCUGGGAGAUUUUGGUUUGGCCAGAAUAUUAAAUCAUGAUACCAGCUUUGCCAAAACCUUCGUGGGAACUCCCUAUUACAUGUCUCCAGAGCAAGUUAAUAGAAUGUCCUACAACGAGAAAUCAGAUAUCUGGUCUCUGGGCUGCUUACUGUAUGAACUCUGUGCGUUAUCGCCUCCAUUCACGGCUUAUAAUCAAAAAGAACUGGCAGAGAAAAUCCGCGAGGGAAAGUUCAGACGGAUUCCUUAUCGGUAUUCAGAGGAGCUGAAUACACUUCUGUCCAGAAUGCUGAAUUUAAAGGAUUAUCUCCGGCCGUCGGUCGAGUCGAUCCUUCAGAACCCUGUGAUUGAGGACCUCGUGGCAGAGGAGCUGAGGAAGAACAGCGAGAAGAACCGGAGGAGGUCUGCGGAGCCCGAGAGUCCGCAGCCCACAGACCCCUCGGUGGCCGAGCUGAGGCUGAAAGAGCAGCAGCUGCACGAGCGAGAGCGGGCCUUGAAGACGCGGGAGGAGAUGCUGGAGCAAAGGGAACGAGAGCUGUGUAUUCGGGAGAGGCUUGCGGAUGAAAAACUGGCAAGGGCUGAGAACUUGAUGAAGAACUACAACCCAGUAAAGCAGCCAAAGACACCCUUUUCCAAUGUGCUAGGUAGCUGUGAAGAGAACUUUUCCCCUGGGCGAAAGAAGGUUCAUUUUGCUGGCGACAAAGAAAACCAGAAUCCAGAGAAACCCAUAAAAACCAAAAACCAGGAACUGAAAAAACGGUUGCAGGCAGCUAAUCUCCGUGCUGAAGCCCUCUGUGAAAUGGAGAGAAAUUACCAUUUAAAAAGCAGGCAGAUCCUUGGUAUCCGUUAAAUCUAGGAUUUGUUUUGCAAGGAGGCCGAAAGGUGAAUGUACAGGUUUAAUUUAUUUGUCUUUUAUGUAUUUUUAAAUUAGGUUGAUUGUAUCCCUCAAACCUAGAUCGAAUAUUGAUAAAAAGCUGAACACGUUAGUAAAAGUCUUUAUUAAUAAGGA
This is a messenger RNA of Lepisosteus oculatus (spotted gar), 1734 nucleotides long. RefSeq names its product NIMA-related kinase 2 (gene nek2). Lineage: Eukaryota; Metazoa; Chordata; Actinopteri; Semionotiformes; Lepisosteidae. The record is from RefSeq and is a predicted model, not a curated record. Gene Ontology annotation, molecular function: ATP binding; protein kinase activity. Gene Ontology annotation, biological process: protein phosphorylation.